UAGUAUUAUCCAAGAUACAUAAUAUAAGUAAGGUGAUGAAUAAUAUACUCGUGAUCAUAAUUUACAAAUUUAGUAUUAUUUAGGAUUGUUUCUUAAUAAGAUUUUCUGUAAAUUUUGUUAAUGACCAUAUAUAAGUAAGGAGUUGUGAACUUGUUAAUCUAAAAUGUCACACACCAAUGGUCUGCCGUCUGCGGGACCAAAAGUGAUUAAAUCCAAUUUCCAAAGCGCGAAAAGUUAACUCUAAUUUGCCAGUAACCAGAGCACGCUCACUUGAAUGGCGUCGUCUAGGAAUGAAGAAGCUGCUCCGAGCAUGGAGGUGGUGGAGGAAACGACAACGGCGGCGAACACCGCCGCAUCGCCCGACGGCGACGACGACGAGCACGACUCCAAGGAGAGAGUUCUUCAGAGAUACUUCCUUCAGGAAUGGAAGCUCGUGAAGUCCCUCCUCGACGACAUCGUUUCGCGCGGCCGUGUUUCCGAUAUCUCAUCCGUUCACAAGAUCCGAUCCAUUGUGCGCAAUCCCUUCUCUGCUUAUUUGAUGGACAAGUAUCAGGAGCAAGGUCAACUCGUAGAGCCGUAUUUGGAGAGCAUAGUUUCUCCCUUGAUGGAAAUUGUCCGUUCCAAAACAGCUGAAGUAGGGGAAGCCUCGGAUGAAGUUCUCGAAGCCAUUAAGCCUUUGUGCAUUAUCAUUUAUUGUUUGGUAACAGUUUGUGGAUAUAAGGCCGUUAUCAAAUUCUUCCCGCAUCAGGUUUCUGAUCUAGAGCUUGCGGUCUCUCUGUUGGAGAAAUGCCACAUUGCACAUUCAGCAACAUCCUUGAGGCAAGAAAGUACAGGCGAGAUGGAAGCAAAGUGUGUGAUACUAUUAUGGCUUUCCAUACUAGUGUUGAUCCCUUUCGAUAUAUCAUCUGUGGAUACUAGCAUUACUGAUAGUCAGUGCACAAGCACAAAUGAACCACCUCCACUGGCACUGAGGAUCAUAGAAUGCUCUAAAGACUACCUUUCAAAUGCUGGCCCUAUGCGUACUAUAGCUGGAUUGCUGCUUUCGAAACUUCUAACACGCCCUGAUAUGUUGAAGGCCUUUAACAGACAUUGUGAACAUAGUUGUGAUCAAGGUGAUUGUGAUGCUUUAUUUCCACUUGUUUUCACCAGCUUUAUUGUUUGGGCACAUGAUGUCAUGUCAUCUGAUGCAAAUGACAUUAAUGAUCACUUCCAGUUAUUGGGUACAGUUGAAGCAUUGGCUACCACAUUCAAGGGCAGGAAGCAAACUCUUGGAGAGACAUCUAAAGACUUGACCAGAAUUGAUAAAAACCAUGAAACUGCCAUCAGAGAUCCUUCAGAGUUAUUUCAAGAGGAAGAUAUGGAUGUCCCUGAGAUGGUAGAAGAGAUUAUUGAUGUUUUGUUGUCUGCACUGCGAGAUACGGACACUGUCGUGCGUUGGUCUGCUGCAAAGGGUAUUGGCCGUGUUACUUCACGCUUAACUUAUGCACUUUCAGAUGAAGUUCUUUCAUCUGUACUGGAGCUUUUUUCUCCCAUUCAGGGUGAUGGUUCAUGGCAUGGAGGUUGCUUGGCACUGGCUGAAUUAGCACGUAGAGGAUUACUCUUACCCAUCAGCUUUUCAAAAGUUGUGCCAUUUGUAGUGAAGGCCUUACAUUAUGAUGUUCGAAGAGGUCCACACAGCAUUGGAUCACAUGUACGCGAUGCUGCUGCAUAUGUUUGCUGGGCAUUUGGUCGUGCAUAUUAUCAUAGAGAUAUGAGAAGUGUACUUGAACAGCUUGCUCCGCAUCUCUUGACAGUUGCUUGUUAUGACCGAGAGGUUAAUUGUAGAAGAGCAGCUGCUGCUGCUUUUCAAGAAAAUGUGGGUAGACAAGGAAAUUACCCACAUGGCAUUGAUAUAGUGAAUACAGCUGAUUAUUUUGCACUUUCUUCCCGCGUAUACUCUUAUCUCCACGUUUCGGUUUGUAUUUCUGGAUAUGAUGGAUACCUACACCCUUUUGUCAAUGAGUUGCUUCAUAACAAGAUCUGUCACUGGGACAAAAGUUUGAGAGAGCUUGCUGGAAAUGCUCUUUCAUCUCUUGUCAAGUAUGAUCCUGAAUAUUUUGUAGAAGCUGUUAUGAAGAAAUUAAUUCCUUGCACUCUGUCUUCUGAUUUAUGCAUGCGUCAUGGUGCAACCUUAGCUCUUGGAGAAGUCACUUUGGCUCUGCACAAGAGUGACUAUAUUCUUUCCCCAGAUCUCCAGAAACAAGUAGCUGGUGUGGUUCCUGCAAUUGAGAAAGCACGACUUUAUCGUGGGAAGGGUGGAGAGAUAAUGCGUUUUGCUGUUUCACGUUUCAUAGAGUGCAUUUCUUUGGUGCAUGUGCAUUUGACCAACACAACAAAACGAAAUCUGCUUGGUACACUCAAUGAGAAUUUGAAGCACCCUAAUUCUCAGAUACAGGGUGCUUCUGUUGCUGCCCUGAAGAGCUUCAUCCCUGCUUACCUUGUGGCUAUAGAAAAUAAACCAUCAAUUGACAUUCUGGAUAAGUACCUUGAACAAUUGAAUGAACCCAAUGCAGCUGCCAGAAGAGGAUCAGCACUUGCUCUUGGUAUAUUGCCUUGUGAGUUUUUGGCUAAAGGAUGGAAAAAUGUGCUAUCAAAGCUUUCAAAGGCUUGUGAGAUCGAGGAGAAUCCUGAAGAUAGGGAUGCAGAAGCACGGGUGAGUGCCGUGAAGGGGCUCGUAUCAGUGUGUGAAACAUUAACUUACACAGAACAAUUCUCUGAUUUCUUCUCUGAAGAAGAUUACCAUUCUCUGUUUUUUGUCAUCAAGAGUGAAGUGAUACAGAGUUUGCUUAGAGCUCUGGAUGAUUACUCCAUAGAUAAUAGAGGUGAUGUGGGUUCUUGGGUUCGUGAAGCUGCCAUUGUAGGUCUUGAGAAAUGUUUAUAUAUUCUAUGCAAGAGAGAAUCCAAUCAUUUGCCAAGUCAAUCAGAAGUGGAGCAUCUUGAAGACAAGAGGGGAUUAUUUUUUGAUGAAGAUCUAGCAACCUGCAUUGUUGGAGGCAUUGUUAAACAAGCAAUGGAAAAGAUGAAUAAAUUAAGAGAAAUAUCUGGAAAUACUCUCCAAAGAAUUUUGUACAACAAGGAAAUUUUUGUUCCAUUCAUACCUUAUAGAGAGAGACUGGAAUCUCUGGUUCCUAAUGACACGGAUCUGAAGUGGGGGGUACCUACCUUUUCAUAUCCUCGUUUCAUUCAGUUACUUGGGAUCAAUUGUUACAGUAAAUACGUGGUCUCUGGAUUGGUUAUUUCUAUUGGUGGAUUGCUCGAUUCUUUGAGAAAAGUAGCCGUUGCUGCUUUAACGGAUUACCUUCAAUCGUCAGAAAGCCACAAUGGUUCUAGAGAGCAGAGCUUGUCUAAUGACAUUCUUUGGGUUCUUCAAAUGUAUAAAAGAUGUGAUAGGGUCACCACACCAACUCUAAAGACUAUCGAGAUUCUCUUGAGCAAAAACAUAUUUGUAAACAAGGAGGCACAUACUUCUGUCUUCUGUGCUGCUGUUUUGGACUCCCUUCUGGUGGAAUUGAAAGGAUCAAAGGACUUCUCCAAGUUGAAUGCUGGAAUCGCAAUUCUGGGAUAUAUUGCUUCACUUGUAGAGCCUAUUAGCACCCAGGCGUUUAGCCAGCUAACGGCUUUCCUCAUUCACCGUUAUCCAAAGAUUAGGAAAUCCAGUGCAGAGCAAGUAUAUCUUGUCCUCCUACAAAACACAAGUCUUGUUUCAGAAGAGAAACUGGAGGAAGCACUUGAAAUUAUAUCUGAAACCUGCUGGGAAGGAGAUAUUGGGGAAGCUAGACAAAAGAGAGCACAGCUUUGCACCAUAGCUGGCAUUGAAAUUGGCCAGACCUCUGGAAAUGGGGGUUUACCACGCAGGCCUGCUGGAAAACUGACCAAUGCAGAUGAAAAUGAAUCCUACUUGUCACUGGUUGGAUCCGCUGGGUUUUAGCCCGAAAUGUGGUCCUCUCAUUGGCCAAGGAAGACCGUUUGAUUGCCUAUCAAGCAUAUGGACCGUUCGGAUCAGUAAAACUGAUUUGUAUCCGUCUGAUAAACAAUCGGGCACAUGCUGAUAUAUAAUGGCUCAGGUGCACCUAGCGGAGAACCCUUAUCUGGUUUUACCAUUUUGGUCAUUGUGGUCUUGCCAUGUUUUGCCAUAGCUGAUGUUUGGCCUGUCUAGUGUUCGUUCAUGUUCGUUUAAUUUAAACAAACAUGAAGGAGACUUAUUUUAGGGCUCUGAUUAUUAAAAACACACAACCUGAACCACGAAAAGCUCAUUUGAUAAAAGCUCAUGAACGGG
Cuscuta campestris is the source of this 4315-nucleotide messenger RNA. The record is from the annotation of a GenBank genome assembly. NCBI's taxonomy places the organism in Eukaryota, Viridiplantae, Streptophyta, Magnoliopsida, Solanales, Convolvulaceae.